CGUGUAACUCCUGAUUAAUGACGUCAGGUGUAAAUCCAUCUCGACGGGUGUUGACUCUCCUCAGGAGGGACGGAGCUGCUAACGUCAAGUAACUUCACGCAGCGGGCUGGCGUCUCAUCUACAACCAGAGUGUGGCAGAUCUCAGGCUUCUCUGGAGGAAUCCCUAAUUUCAGUCAUAUCAGGGGGGGAAGUCAACCUGUCGAGUUGUGAGUGGAGCUCACGUGUCCGACCCAUUUGCUAGUUCAGACAUCCGGCCAGUAUGUCCAGCGAUCCUCCCCCUCCGUACCCCGGAGGUCCCAGUGCGCCCCUCAUCCAGGAGAAAAAUGGACAACCUGAAGCGGUAAGGACUGGUCCUCCACAGGGACAACCCCUACCUCCAGACUAUGGUCCACCACCCUAUGAGGCCACACAGCCAGGCUUCCUACCACCACAUGUCCCUGGGGAAGGGCCCAUGCCAAUGCCCAUGCCUAUGCCUCCACCACCACAAGGUGGCCACUACCCACCACCACCUGGUCACUUUCCUCAACCGAUGCCAGGACAGAUGGGCCCGGGUCCUGGUCACUUUGUCCACAUGGGAGGUCACACAGCGACCGUCCUGGCUCCUCCAGGAGCAGCCACCACUGUGACCGUUCUGCAGGGUGAAAUGUUUCAGACUUCACCAGUGCAGACUGUGUGUCCGCACUGUCAGCAGGCUAUCGUCACCCGCAUCUCCCACGACAUCGGCCUCAUGAACACACUCUUCUGCCUCUUCUGCUUCUUUGUAGGCUGUGAUCUCGGCUGCUGCUUGAUUCCCUGUAUGAUUGAUGACCUCAAGGAUGUGACACACACCUGCCCUUACUGUAAGGGCUACAUUUAUACAUACAAGCGUAUAUGCUAACCACGGACAGCUGGAUGCCACAGAGACAAGUACAUGCACACACAUAAACCCACAGUGCCCCCUGCUGGUAGUGACAGGCUUCUCCCCCCCCCCCCUCUACAUUUUUGCAAAGUGUUGUGUAGCCCUCUUAAAUUGUAAGUGAAGUUUUCUAAUUAGUUCACAACAUAUUUCCUGUAUAUACCGUUCAGCAUACUUCUCUCAUGCAUUUGAAAUGUACAGUUCUCUGACUUAAGCGCAGCAGGUGAAGGCGCUCAGAGGCACACAGGUAAAUUUGUGAUGUUUCGCAUGUGAAUAAAAAAAGGAAAAAAAAACAAAACAAAAAACUGCCUCUGUUAGAGAACGCUGUGAAAAUGUCACUUUAUUUGAAUUCAUCUGUGAAUUUUGCUCUAUAGCAGGGGUAGGCAACCUUUCUGAUGACGAGUGCUAUGUAAAAUUUCCUCAGAAGUCAGUGUGCCAUAUGAUUGCAUUAGCAAUAAAUUUAAUAACGCUCUAUAUUAACAGUUACACACUAUAUA
Messenger RNA from Haplochromis burtoni (Burton's mouthbrooder), 1392 nucleotides. It is a transcript of the gene cdip1, whose product is annotated as cell death-inducing p53 target 1. The record is from RefSeq and is a predicted model, not a curated record. Gene Ontology annotation, biological process: tumor necrosis factor-mediated signaling pathway; intrinsic apoptotic signaling pathway in response to DNA damage by p53 class mediator. NCBI's taxonomy places the organism in Eukaryota, Metazoa, Chordata, Actinopteri, Cichliformes, Cichlidae. Gene Ontology annotation, molecular function: zinc ion binding. Bases 260 to 877 code for a protein of 205 amino acids. The transcript is spliced from 6 exons.